AAAUAGAAACUGAAGGAGAGGGGAAAUUGCAAGGAGGGAGAGUUAAUAAGGGAGUGAAAACAGGUGAAGAUGGUUUACUGAGAAGAAAACUAGCUGAUAAACUGAGCAGAACUGAAGGGUGGUGAUACAGAGAAACAAAACAAACAGCAAAAACACAAAUCCUUACAUAAACAUGUAAAAAAGUCUGUGCAACAGUGUUUUGUUUAUUUUCCUUAGUGAUGUGUGGUGCAUGACUCAUGAGAUGGAAAAUGAAAGUAACUUUAGGUUUCGGUUUCCUGAGUAUCAACAGCUUCAGUCAGAUAAAUAAGAGCCAGCCUGGAGCUGCAGCUACAGUUUUCCAUUUUCAUCUGGGACACUUCAGAGCCUCUUCAACCAUCAGGACUAUAAAGCACCAUGAGCAAACCCACAGACUGGAYGCCAUCCUCGUGGCUGGACACGUUUGAUGAGUUGCUGUAUGAUGACAAUGAGCUGGAUUAUGGAGACGAAUGGACUCUCAACUUUAACUACAGCCAGACAGAUGAAGUCACACAGGGCCAGAGGAAGAAAGGCUGGAAAGUCUAUUGUCACCGUGCUUAUGGAAGCUUUCAGUGUAGAUCUUGCCAUAAGGUCUGGUCUUCAGCUCGGGUGAUGGUGGUGUUCCGUUACCGGCUGCGACAAGGCCGUGGAACCRUCAUCAUGAGGCCCUUCGGUCAGGCUUGUCGCAGCUGCCAGGAUGAUGAAUAUGACCUCCCCGGUUUUACCAAGAAAGAAGAGGAACACGGCCUGCUCAGGCUUUUUUCCAAAAUCAGAAAGAAUUGCUACGGGGAGGAGGACGAGGAGGACAACAGCUCCUCCACGGCCUCUGGCAAAGUGAGGACCAAGCCCCACGAGAAAGCACUGUGUCAAGCCUGUGCUCUGGGGAUUUGCAAUCAGGAUGAUGGCUGUGAAUGAGUGUGUGUGUGUGUGUGUGUGUGUGUGUGUGUGUGUGUGU
Messenger RNA from Austrofundulus limnaeus, 970 nucleotides. Its product is annotated as receptor-transporting protein 4. Gene Ontology annotation, molecular function: olfactory receptor binding. The coding region runs from base 394 to 930 and encodes 178 amino acids. The transcript is spliced from 3 exons. The record is from RefSeq and is a predicted model, not a curated record. Gene Ontology annotation, biological process: protein targeting to membrane; protein insertion into membrane. NCBI's taxonomy places the organism in Eukaryota, Metazoa, Chordata, Actinopteri, Cyprinodontiformes, Rivulidae.